Molecule: messenger RNA, 1005 nt
Organism: Fonsecaea nubica
Lineage: Eukaryota; Fungi; Ascomycota; Eurotiomycetes; Chaetothyriales; Herpotrichiellaceae
Exons: 2
Coding region: 1-1005 (334 amino acids)
Source: RefSeq, a predicted model, not a curated record
AUGCUAGCGAUCCUCAUCGCUCUACUGCAACAAACGUCAACUCGAUUUCUCCGACCAUCAACACCGAUACAGAUCCUACGAGUCAACGCCGCGAACAACUUCCAGACCCUGAGGGCAAAAGUCCCCCUCUGGAUUGGCGGCACAGGACUGUCUCAGACGGCAUUGCCAGGCACUGUUUCGCACGCACCGACGUUUUCGAGAUACAUCUCCUCGAUCCCGACAAACCCGACCACAACCAGCAUGGCUUCGCAAGAGUGUGGCAUUGGUCCCGAACAGUGCACGCCGGGACAGAAAGCCGGGGUUCAAGCGGAUCUGUCACCGGCGUCGAACAAUAAAAAUGCAGAUACAGACGCAAAAACAGAUGCAGCCGCAGCUGAACCAGAGCCAGAGCUACCGAAACUGUCUGCCCAGGAUUUCCGCGAGUAUAAUCGCCUGGCUGUCAUGAUGAAUGCCUAUGACUUUCCCCCCACAGUCUGUUUUGUUCCCAAGCAACUUGUUCCUUGGAACGGAGGACUGUCCAAUCCCCCAGCACAUCCCUUCUCCCGAAAACAACGUCCGACUAACAAACACGCCCAGCACAACCAUUUCCGGUACACGUGGAAUCUCCUGUACAAGGCGUGCACGUCGGGGUCGCGACCCGCGGGCAUGUCCAUCCGCAGCUUCAUCUCGCAGGGCCUGCACCUGUGCCACUCGCUGACGAUCCACCACACGAUCGAGGAGCAACACGUCUUCCCCGAACUGGCCGAGCGCAUGCCCGCGUUCGGCGCCCACGACCACCUCAUCACCCAGCACGGACAGAUCCACGAAGGGCUCGACAAGUUGGAGGCGUACCUCGACGCGUGCCGGGGCGGGGAGAAGGAGCUGCGCCUGUCCGAGUUGAAGGAGAUCAUGGACUCUUUUGGAGGUGUGUUGUGGGCCCACUUGGACGACGAGGUGAGGAUGCUGGGCGCGGAGAAUAUGCGCCGGUUCUGGACCAAGGAGGAGAUUAUGGCCAUGCAGUGGUAA